Messenger RNA from Cydia pomonella (codling moth), 1450 nucleotides. RefSeq names its product gloverin-like. The transcript has 5 exons. Lineage: Eukaryota; Metazoa; Arthropoda; Insecta; Lepidoptera; Tortricidae. The record is from RefSeq and is a predicted model, not a curated record. Gene Ontology annotation, biological process: defense response to bacterium. Gene Ontology annotation, cellular component: extracellular region. The coding region runs from base 463 to 984 and encodes 173 amino acids.
UGACCGAUAGUGAGCUAACCGGUUUGAGUAAUUGAUUUACGCUCAGUUACAUACUCUAUAACAUCUGUAAUCAUGCAACAUUUGACAUUUCAACCGUGACAUCGCAAAAAUAGCGAUAUGGGAUACGGGAGCCAGUCUACCUGUGUAUGAAAUCGAUGACCACAAUAAUUAAAGUCAUGCUAUUUCAUUAAUUAAAUGUAAUGGUUCUAAAAAGAUAAAUUAUUUUUUUGCCUCAUUAUUAUUUGCUUACGACGUCAUCGUACAAGAGGGAAUGACCCCGAAUCCAAGCAACUAUCCGAGCACAUUGACGUGACUCACAGUUUUUAGGAAGAAUGGUUCUUUACCGCGAGGGACUUUACCAUUUGCCGAGUUUCGUUUAUAUAUGCCAGACAAUAACCGCCUACAUACACUACGGAAGAAGCUUUCUUACAUUACGAAACCCAUCUCCUAGAAAAAUAAGAAAUGCAGUCUACCCUUACUGUCUUGGUUGCAUUGGUGUGCGUGGCGAUGGCCCAAGUAUCGAUCCCUCCGGGUUACAAAGAAAGGUACCCUAACUAUUACCCGUGGGCCAAAAACGCCCGUCACCCAAGAGACGUCACGUGGGACAAGCCAGUCGGCGAUGGCAAGGUCUUUGGGACAUUGGGCUCUACCGACCAGGGGCUAUUCGGAAAGGCAGGCUACAAAGAGACCAUCUUCAACGACGCGCGGGGCAAGUUGGACGCGGAAGCUUACGGCAGCCGCGUGCUAGGCCGCACCGGGGACUCCAACCACUUCGGGGGCAAGCUCGACUGGGCCAAUGACAACGCUAAAGCCGCCUUGGACAUCAGCAAGCAGAUUCAUGGAAAAACGACUGUGGAGGCAAGCGGCGCGGGAGUGUGGAAACUGGAUAAGAAUACGCAGCUUUCAGCCGGUGGCGGGGUGUCACACACCGGCAGCGGCAAGCCCGACGUCAACGUCAAAGCACAGAUAGAACACAAGUUUUAACAGUAACCCUGUGAUAUAUAACUAUAGAUAGGAUAGGUCAAUAAACACGGAAGUAUUUAUUUUUUAUUUAUUAAAUUUUGGAGAGCUUUUAACAUAUCGUAAUAUCAUUGCAGCAACUGCGUUGUGCGUGCAAAGGUUACAACACACAGAGCAGAGCUGGGUGGAUCAACUAAGUAUUACUGGGUUGUUACUCUUUCUAGGUCACUCUCUUUUUAAGCCAUGGUUUUAUGUGUUCUGUUUUUUUCCAUAAAGGGCCAUAUAGAACAGUCUUAAGUUAAUUGAAAGCACUCACCCACCCAGGUAAGUGUUUAAUUAGCUAUACAUAGAAUCAAUGAGUCAUAAAACGUAUACCAAAUGUGAUCGUAGGAGCACGUAUUUUAAUCUAGACUUGCGUACAAGUUUCGUGCUAAAGUUUUAAAUCGCGUGUUUAUUAUUACUAUUAAAUAUUUUAUAAAUAUAUUCCAAA